Eremomyces bilateralis CBS 781.70 is the source of this 2550-nucleotide messenger RNA. RefSeq lists its product as uncharacterized. The record is from RefSeq and is a predicted model, not a curated record. Gene Ontology annotation, biological process: phosphatidylinositol dephosphorylation. Gene Ontology annotation, molecular function: phosphatidylinositol-4-phosphate phosphatase activity. The transcript is spliced from 3 exons. Gene Ontology annotation, cellular component: endoplasmic reticulum. The annotation marks the transcript as partial. NCBI's taxonomy places the organism in Eukaryota, Fungi, Ascomycota, Dothideomycetes, Eremomycetales, Eremomycetaceae.
AUCUUCACCCUCACCGACGUCGCCAUCAUCCCCCUCUCCUCUCAACGCGACGCGGAGACGGCGAUCGCGCACAUCCGCGCGACGCAGCAACAGACCGCGGCAGGCGAGGAUGCGGAGGAUUCGGCGUCGGAGACGGAGUCGAUUCUGAGCGAGGACUCGAUACCGACGCCGGAGCGAGAGGCGAAAGGGAGUUCGACUACGAGCGAGGUGGUGGAGGAUGUGUUUGGGCGGAAGGGGAUGUAUGGGCGGUUUGCGCAGCGGUGGUUUUCGCGGAGGAAUUGGCGGGGUGAGCCGGAAGUUGCGGCGGAGAGGAGGGACGAGAUGGAGUUGGAGGAGUUGAGGAAGAGGGAGGCGAGGGGGGAGGCUGGUGAAGAGGGCCUUGAGACACCACUGGACUCGACGGCUGUAGAGGAUGUAAACCAAGACGAGACUCCCGAGCCGGUGAAGGUGGACGAUGACAUGCCCGAGCCGUUGCUGCCCAAGGUUUUGAGGGUUGCGAAAUUGCUGUUCACGUCGAGGAGUUUCUACUUCUCGUAUGACUACGACUUGUCAAGAACGGUGACGGAGCAAGAGAAAGAAGCGGAUUCGGUGCCGUUAAGUCAAAGAUUCAAUUCAUUGUACUUCUGGAACCGUCAUAUUACGGAUCCUUUCAUGGAAGCCGGCCAGCAUAGCUUUGCCCUACCUCUUCUACAAGGAUUCGUUGGGCAGCGCGAGUUCGAGGUGGAAGUAUCACCGACUAGCAAGGAGGGGGCGAUUAUCAGUGCAUCUAAACCGGAAGAGGAUGAUGAAGAGACGAUAGAGAGCGCCGAGUCUUCCGGCGAUCCCCGGCAGAGCCGUAAGCAGUAUCUCUUAACCUUAGUCUCCCGCCGAUCCGUCAAACGAGCCGGACUGCGAUAUCUACGCCGCGGUGUCGACGAGGAAGGGAACGCGGCCAACAGCGUCGAGACCGAGCAGAUCUUCUCAUCCUGCGACUGGGACGACCACGACACGAAGAUACAUUCCUUUGUCCACUUCAAGCCGAUCCCCGCAUUCUUCGGAUCGCCGGAGACCAACCGGGCGGCGUUCCAGCUUCAUUUCUCGUCGUUGAUUGAGCGGUAUGGCAAGAUUCAGGCGGUGUCGUUGGUGGAUAAGAAGGCGACCGAGCGGAAGAUCGGACAGGAGUUUGAAAAUCAUGCGAACGAGGUUGUCGAUAGCGGAGUGUUGGGAGAGGGAAAGUUUGGUUUUCUAUGGUUCGACUUCCAUCAUGUCUGUCGAGGGAUGAAGUUCGAAAAUGUCUCGAUCUUGCUCGACAGCAUUUCUUCUUUCCUGACAUCCGCUGCCUGGUCGAUUCAAGAAGGGGAUCGCCUCGUGCAGAGGCAGUCUGGCGUCAUCCGGACAAAUUGCAUGGACUGCCUGGACCGCACGAAUGUUGUACAAUCCGCAUGUGGUCGAGAUGUCCUCGAGAAACAACUCGCCACAUGUAAUGUCUUGAUUAACCUCCAGACCGAUCCCACCACGUCAUGGUUCAACACACUCUGGGCUGACAACCGCGAUGCGAUAUCUGCACAGUAUGCAGGCACAGCUACGCUCAAGGGCGACUACACGCGGACAAGAAAGCGGAAUAUCAGUGGUGCUCUGAACGACUUCCGGCUUACUUUGAAUCGGUACUACAACAACAUCGUAAACGACUACCUCGCACAGGCGGUCAUUGACUACCUUCUCGGCCGCGCAUCCGCCCAGGUCUUCGCGGACUUCGAGGCCGAGAUGAUGUCUCAAGACUACGCGGUGGAUUUGAAGAAAAUGAGACAAGGCGCUAUCGACAACUGCCUCCAGAUCGCCGUCGAAGAUGCGCGGGAAGAGUUCAUUGCGGGCUAUGCUCUGACGUCGCUGCGCAGGGCGUCAACCCUGAAAACGCUGCCGUUCGAAGAAUGCGUGCUGCUCUUGACGGGAAGCGCGCUGUACCUGUGUCGCUUCGACUGGAACACCGAAAAGCUGCGUGAAUUCGAGCGGGUCGAGCUAGAGGACAUCAUUGACAUCACCCGCGGAGUGUACAUCACGUCGACGUUAGCGCCGAAGCAUUUAGACGAGACGAAGAACAUCGGCAUUGUCCUCCGAUAUGUCAGCAAAGGGCCACGAAUGGUGCGGACGAAUACCAGGAGCCUUGGAAACAAGCAGAAAGAAGGCGAGACGACUCCCGACGAAGGGGAGGACGAUACGGUUGCGAACCAGCCGACGUCUCAGGAGACCAAGUUCUGGGCGCUGAAAGCCGGCCAACCGGUCUCGACUUUAAAGAGCAUACACAGCAGCGCCACCGCGCUGAAUGAGCGGGAGGUUCUCGACCUCAUAUGUCAAGAUGUAAAGCAAGCAGUCGAUCUUCAUCGCCAGCCGACAUCCGAGAUAGAAGGGGAACCUGGUGGAAAGGAAGCAUGGCGGAGGGAGCCGCUCACAGUGGAGGAGGGCGACAUUAUUUCUGUUGCGGAAGCGAAGAAGAGCACGGGAUUGAUUGAACAGAUGACAUAUAACCUGAAGCGGCUGGUCUGGACAUAGGGAAGUAUAUAGCGAGGUCUUGGU